Vombatus ursinus (common wombat) is the source of this 1416-nucleotide messenger RNA. It is a transcript of the gene GID8, whose product is annotated as GID complex subunit 8 homolog. The transcript has 5 exons. Gene Ontology annotation, molecular function: protein binding. The coding region runs from base 231 to 917 and encodes 228 amino acids. Gene Ontology annotation, cellular component: cytoplasm; nucleus. The record is from RefSeq and is a predicted model, not a curated record. Gene Ontology annotation, biological process: proteasome-mediated ubiquitin-dependent protein catabolic process; positive regulation of canonical Wnt signaling pathway. Lineage: Eukaryota; Metazoa; Chordata; Mammalia; Diprotodontia; Vombatidae.
UCUCGGGAGAGCGGCUGGUCUGGGCCUGGCGGGGCCUCCGGCCUUGCAGUUGAAAUGGGAAGAAGGAGGAGGAAGGAGGGCGGCGAAGAGAAGCGGCGGCGGGCGGUCCGGGCAGUCUUACCGGCUGCACUCGGAGCCUGCUUGGUCUAGAUGGCUGCGAAGGUAGUGGCGCCUGCUGGUAGGAAGUCUGCAUGUCGUGGAGGCGCCUCUGGAGCCAAAAAUAGUUCAGAAUGAGUUAUGCAGAAAAACCCGAUGAAAUCACUAAAGAUGAGUGGAUGGAAAAACUCAAUAAUUUGCAUAUACAAAGAGCUGAUAUGAACCGCCUCAUUAUGAACUAUCUUGUUACAGAGGGGUUUAAAGAAGCUGCAGAAAAGUUUCGGAUGGAAUCUGGAAUUGAGCCCAGUGUUGAUCUAGAAACGCUAGAUGAACGAAUCAAAAUCCGAGAGAUGAUAUUGAAAGGUCAGAUUCAGGAAGCUAUUGCAUUGAUAAAUAGCCUACAUCCAGAGCUCUUAGACACAAAUCGGUAUCUUUAUUUUCAUUUACAGCAACAACAUUUGAUUGAACUGAUUCGGCAACGUGAAACAGAAGCAGCAUUGGAAUUUGCACAGACACAGUUGGCGGAACAAGGAGAAGAAAGUAGAGAAUGUCUGACAGAAAUGGAACGCACUUUGGCUUUGCUUGCUUUUGAUAAUCCUGAAGAAUCGCCCUUUGGAGAUUUGCUUAAUAUGAUGCAACGGCAAAAGGUGUGGAGUGAAGUUAAUCAAGCUGUCCUAGACUAUGAAAAUCGUGAGUCAACACCUAAGUUGGCAAAGUUACUGAAGCUACUACUAUGGGCUCAGAAUGAGCUGGACCAGAAGAAAGUAAAAUAUCCCAAAAUGACAGACCUCAGCAAGGGGACAAUUGAGGAACCCAAGUAACACAUGUGCAGAAGGGACAGCAAGCAAUUUUACUACUGCACAUUAUUCUUCAUUUAUAUCAGUCUGUGACUGAAAGAUUUUUACUACAGUACAGGACUUGAUUUUUUUUUUUUUGAGCAAAUAUCUUAAAGGGAGAAAUGAUCCUUUUAAAUGCUGGAAAAACAUGUUGCAUUGAAAGGCGCUGUAUCUCUUUGAAAGUCUGAUUUAGGCUAUGCACUAUGAUACAUUUUUAAGAGUUAGAUAAAUUGCAUUUUGCAUUUUAACAUCCCAGUGCUUUUCUGAUUGGCCACUGAAGGAUUUUAGUUUAGUAGCCAUUCAAGCACUACAUUAGUAAAGAAUAUGAGUUCAACUGAAUGUCUCACACUUAAAAUGUUUGUAGAGCACUGAUUAUUUGCUUUAUGUUAAGUUAUAUUAGCCAGGUAAUGCAUUUUCUCAACCACAAAGUUAUGUCAAGUUUUCAUCAAGCAUUUUUCUUUUGGGUCCUUUUUUUUUUUUUUUU